UCAUCUCCUCUUCCUUUUUCCCUCUUCUUUCCUUUUUUAUUCGUUCCUUCAUCGAUCCUCUUCUUCUCUGUGAUUCUCGUCGCCAUUGCUGCGAAGAAAGCUCGAUGCGAUGAUGGACAAGUACGAGAAGCUAGAGAAGGUUGGGGAGGGAACCUAUGGCAAGGUCUACAAGGCGCAGGACAAGGCCACGGGGCAGCUGGUGGCUCUCAAGAAGACCCGCCUUGAAAUGGAUGAAGAGGGCAUCCCUCCCACUGCUCUCCGUGAGAUCUCUCUUCUCCAGCUCCUUUCCCACUCCAUCUAUGUCGUCCGGCUGCUCAACGUGGAGCAUGUGGAUAAGAAUGGAAAGCCAUUGCUCUACCUUGUGUUUGAGUUCCUUGAGACUGAUCUCAAGAAGUACAUAGAUUCGCAUCGAAAGGGCGUGAACCCUAGACCUCUUCCCCCAUCGCUCAUUCAGAGCUUCAUGUAUCAAUUGUGCAAAGGAGUGGCACACUGUCAUAGCCAUGGUGUUCUUCACAGGGAUUUAAAACCUCAAAAUCUAUUGGUUGAUAAGGAGAAAGGAAUUCUGAAGAUAGCUGAUCUUGGACUUGGAAGGGCUUUUACCAUUCCUCUAAAAAGCUACACUCAUGAGAUUGUGACACUCUGGUACAGAGCCCCGGAGGUAUUGUUAGGAUCCACACAUUACUCAACUGGAGUGGAUAUAUGGUCUGUUGGAUGUAUAUUUGCUGAAAUGGUAAGAAGACAAGCUCUAUUUCCCGGUGACUCUGAAUUGCAGCAACUUCUUCACAUAUUCAGGUUGCUAGGAACUCCAACUGAGGAACAAUGGCCUGGUGUACGCAACUUGCGAGACUGGCAUGACUAUCCACAAUGGAAACCUCAGAACUUAACUCGCGCCGUUCCGUCACUGGAACCUGAUGGGGGUUGAUCUUUUACUGAAAAUGUUACAAUACAACCCAGCCAACAGAAUCUCAGCAAAGGAAGCAAUGGAUCAUCCUUACUUUGACAGCCUUGAUAAGUCACAGUUUUAAACAUUACUACCUUUGUUUGCAAAAGCAGCUGCCUGCUUUGCUGGAAUAAAGCUUUGAUUUCAACUCCAAUUGUUAUGGAUGAAAAUGUUGUGUUUUUGAAUGUGCUAGCUUGCCCUCCCUCUGACUGAGAGAUAUAUCCACUAGUAAUUUAUUUCUGGAUUUUGCAGGGUUUUUCUGAAAACUUAGGCCUAAUCUAACCGCAGUUAACAGCCGUGAUAAUCAGCCCACCCAACACCAACCACUAUAGCUCCACUUACGUGAU
Molecule: messenger RNA, 1287 nt
Organism: Dioscorea cayenensis subsp. rotundata (Guinea yam)
Lineage: Eukaryota; Viridiplantae; Streptophyta; Magnoliopsida; Dioscoreales; Dioscoreaceae
Product: cyclin-dependent kinase B1-1-like
Exons: 8
Coding region: 110-922 (270 amino acids)
Biological process (GO): regulation of gene expression; G1/S transition of mitotic cell cycle; regulation of G2/M transition of mitotic cell cycle
Cellular component (GO): cytoplasm; nucleus; cyclin-dependent protein kinase holoenzyme complex
Molecular function (GO): cyclin binding; cyclin-dependent protein serine/threonine kinase activity; ATP binding
Source: RefSeq, a predicted model, not a curated record